Sipha flava (yellow sugarcane aphid) is the source of this 645-nucleotide messenger RNA. RefSeq lists its product as uncharacterized. The record is from RefSeq and is a predicted model, not a curated record. The coding region runs from base 91 to 501 and encodes 136 amino acids. Lineage: Eukaryota; Metazoa; Arthropoda; Insecta; Hemiptera; Aphididae. The transcript is spliced from 4 exons.
UACAGGUAUGAACGAUUAUUACUGUUACACUGUGAUUACGUGUCGAGUGCUUUGCGAGUUCAUAACCUCAGAUCCGGCAUUUCCAUUGAAAUGUCUUCAUAUCGCACUCCCAAAAGUGGCUCUCACCAUAUGCGGGCUCCUAGCACCAGUACACCAACAUUAUUGAAAAAACAUAACAAUGCUGCAUUGAGUAACAUACCAAAUGUUAAAAUUAAUUUUAAUCUCGUUACCAAUCUAAAAUCAUUGCUUAUUAAUUUUAAUAAAAACAAUGAAAAAGAAAAACUUGAAUACAAUAAUCUGAUAUGUGAUAUCAGAGAUGCUGGCAUUGAAAUAAAGAUGAAUCUAUUACAGAUUACACCCAUGCCCAAGAAUUUAUCCCAAAUGAAUAAAAGCCACAUGGUGCAUAUGAACUCUGUCAAGUAUAAUGGGGGUAAAGAAAACUACACAUGCCAAGAUUUUACAACAUUUGCAAUUACAUUAGAGUGGCUUUUUGGUUCAUGAACAGGAUUCUGAACUCGUUAAGUUGUUGCAAGAUGCAAGAAAUUGUGUAAAUAUUUUAAAUGAAAAUCUAACACUGUUUGUUAAAGUUAUAUUGAUUUUAAAGUGGAUGAACAGAAGUGAUGAAGUAGUCAAUGAAUAUCGUGG